This is a messenger RNA of Symbiodinium necroappetens, 2724 nucleotides long. Lineage: Eukaryota; Dinophyceae; Suessiales; Symbiodiniaceae. The record is from the annotation of a GenBank genome assembly.
GGGAAUGGCCCAGCUACAGAAUGCAAUGGCGGCGUCUAUGUCAACGAGGAGCGCCGACGUGGAGCAUGUGAAGCCCGGAAUCUCUGGCUUUCGGAGACUUCUUGUAUAGAUGUUGGGGAUUGGCUUCACUCCUUGGAGAAUCCCAUGGGCGACUUGAGUAACUCCUCGGCGACCUGGUGGCGUGAGGUUCUUCUUUGCUUGGAUCGUUUCUAUGCUGCCUAUCUGAAGAGCUCGAACCUGGCAAAGCUUUCUUUGAAACCUGAGGCCUUCGCUAGCAGCGUGAUCAAGGAGGACAAGUGGCUCAGGGUGGAUAAAAGGGCUACCUCUAUGCUUUUGGGAAGCUUGCCUGAGUCAGUGAGGACGGAGAUUUUGGCAUCGCGACUUACAGGGGCUCUCCAAGUGCUGGGAAGGGUUAUGGUGCUCUACAGGCCAGGCAGCACGGCGGAGAGGCAGCAGAUCUUGAAGGCGUUGGAGCUGCCAGCGACAGCAGCUACGGCUGCAGAGGCAGUUGAUGCUCUUCGUCGAUGGGCUCGAUGGCUUAGAAGGGCGAGCGAUGUGGGACUGCAAAGUCCCGACCCAAGCAUCUUGUUGAGGGGCCUUGACAACAUGGUGAAGCGCGUACUUCAAGACAACAGUGAGAUCCUCUUCCGCGUCAACAUGAUGAGGUACAACCUGGAGGUGGACGUUAAGCCCACGCAGCGAGCAGUGGAAGACCUUCACCAGGCUCUUUUGUCGGAGUUUGAGCAAGUGGCGUUCAGAGGAAGAGCGAAGGCGACAGCGACACCGAGUGCCAAGGCUAUGAUGGCUACACCUGCGAGCCCUGCGCCCUCGGCUCAAGCAAGUGGUGAUGCCAGCGGUGAGGCUGUGUCCCCGAAGGGCAAGAACACUCCGUGUAAGUUCUUCCUCAGCGACCAAGGCUGCCGAAGGGGAGCCGCUUGUAAGUAUAGCCAUGAGGUGGACCGCAAACAAAAGCAGGGCCGAUGCUGGACAUGUGGGAGCAAGCAGCAUGUUUCCAAGGCUUGCCCCACCAAGGACAAGCAGGCUGGAGGCAGGAGUCCUACGAGAUCUACUACAACAAAGCAAGAGGGACUUACAACAGCCACCACGCUUGCAGCUAUGGCCCCAGAGAAUGCGCACCCUAGUCCUACUAUCCCAACGGGACCACCGUCGUCUACCGCAUCCUCAGCAGCUACACCAGCGGCCUCUACGACAACAGCUUCGGAGAAUACACCUGCAGCUCAACCACCGGAAGAUGAUAUUCGAAGUUUGUUAAAAGAGGCCAACAAUAUGCUGAAGGAGAUGCGGCAGCUGAAGAUGUUGACGGUGGGUGAUGUGUUAGCAAGUGCAACGGAGAUGGGCAUGAGCUCCGAAGGUGAACGAACGGGGCUCUUGGACUCAGGAGCUUCACAUCCAUAUCGAUCUGGCACUGAUGAGGAGUUCAGCGCGGCUACGACAGUCAGAGUACAAUUAGCAACAGGUGAGGAAGUGGCCCUUGCACAGAGUCCUACAGGAACUUUGCUGGCGAAGAAGGCGUCCCCGGAGGACAUGGUGUCGCCGAUUGUUCCGUUGGGUUCGUUGGUGCAGGAGCUGAACUGCGAGCUCACUUGGGGACGGAGGUCCUUGUGGUCUUGGGACCAAGGGUGCCAGUGGUCUCGUCACUUAGAGGCCUUCCUGGAUGAUGGUACCAGAGCAAACCAGCUCCUGGCAAUGGAAGCAGCCGGGUCCCCGUUUGAGAACCUCUCGCCGGCAGUGAAGGGCGUUUUGGCCGAGGACAUGGUGUUGGACGACAAGGUCUUGGAGGAUGGCGCCAUUCUGGUGGAGAUGGACAUUGUUCGCUCAAAGUCGUUCGACCUUCGGAGAUCUUCGGGAGCAUACCGGGCGUUGGUGUGGGCUGCAGCUACAGGCAGGGUGAAGGGAGUUCUCGCUUCGCCUCCCUCUAGAACAAAGAUGGAUGAUGAGCUGAUAGCCAAGACUAUGUGGUUCUCUUUGGUGGCCAAGGCGGCUUGUAUUGUGCAGGCCAAACCCCCUCCUUUCGUGAUGAUUGAGGGCAAGAAGCUGAUGGGUUACUUGGAGAAGACAGCAGAGGAUGCAGCGCCUAUGGGUAUUCAGACUACGUGGUCCAGGUUUCUGGAAAUUAUGUGGCUUGAGAGAACGGGUGAGUUCAUGGUUACCAACCUGGACUACGAGAGCCCAGCAACGACUACUACCACGAGCGCGGGAAGGUGGACAGCAACCUUUAAGGAGGAGACCAUCAAGGCCAUCAACAAAUGGUUCUGGGCACCUGAGUCCAGACAAAGAGCAAAGUGGAUGGCAAGAAUGGACGCGGGCUCGUUUUUGGAGUCGUUGUCGAAUAAGGAGCUGGAGCAAUGGAGAGUGCACUUGCGGAACAACCACGUCCCGUACAACCGCAAAUGUCGGACAUGUGUGGAGUCUUCAGCUACAGGCCGGAAACACGUGAGGAUCAAGACGCCAUCGAGUUAUUGCUCGAGCUUAGAUGUAUGCGGGCCAUUUCGUCACAAGGGCGCGGACCCAGAUCAUGCCGAUUACCGGUUCGCCUUGGGGCCUACGUUAUUCCAAGGCUCGAAAGCGAAGUACGAGAUGGGGGUCCACACGGAAGCGAAGUACGAGAUGGGGGUCCACACGGAAGCGAAGUACGAGAUGGGGGUCCACACGAAGGUGAAGUACGAGAUGGGGGUCCACACGGAGGUGAAGUACGAGAUGGGG